UCACAGAAAGGCAUCAUUAAAUCAAGUCUACUUUCCAAUCUAUCAGCACCAAACCCUACACAGACAACAAAAAUAGUGUUCUUUUCUCACUUGUCCUUAGUAAAAGUUUUAUCCUAGCUACAAGAAUGGGUUUGCAUUUGCAGUUGUAGUUGUAGUUGUAGUAAUGGGUUGCACGGCGUCCAAGUUGGAAAACGAGGAAACCGUGCGCCGCUGCAAGGAGCGCUGCCGUCUUAUGAGGGACGCCGUCUACGCGCGCUACCACCUCGCCACGGCGCACUCCGACUACUGCCGCUCCCUCCGCCUCACCGGCGACGCGCUCUGCACCUUCGCUGCCGGUGAGCCCCUCGCCGUCGCCGGCAACACCCCCGCCGUCUUCAUCAACACAAACAACGUUCCACCACAACCACCUCCUCCUUCCUCCGCCGCCGCCGGCCAACCACGCGCCGUCUUGCUCAAAACUAAGAGCAAUCCCACGCCGCCACGUCAUCAUCCUCCUCCUACCGCUGCCGUUCCUCGCCGUCGUCGUAAUCCGCCGCCGAAGCUCCCUCACAUCCUCUCCGAAUCGAGCCUCUGUUCCACGCCGAGAAGCCAAUCGUCGAGUUACUCGUUCUUCCCAACCGCGCAACAAGCUCCCUCCAUAGCUUCGGAAACAUCCUCAGUUUGGGAUUGGGAAAAUUUCUACCCUCCGCCGUCUCCGCCAGGCUCCGAUUACUUCCGGCACCGUUCCGAUCCUAAAACUCCCAAACCAGAAACGGCUCAUUCCGAAUCAGAUUCAGCAUACAACUUGUUCCACUCCAAAUAUCACCGUGAGAAUCGCAAAAUUGAGAACGCGAACAUCGAUUCUCGACAACACCGCGAGGGUUCCGAACACGAUUUCUUCCCGGAACGCGAACCAGUUCGCACGCAGGGGGAGCCGGAGGAGGUUCUGUGCAGCGAGUGGGGCGACCGCGAUAGCUUCUGCACGAACUCCUCAUCCGAUGAGGAGGAAGAAGAACGAGAAAUCUCCGGUUCGGCGAGGGCGGAGCCGGUCUCCGGCGGUAUUGCUCCGGCGGCGGAGAAGGAGAAGGUGGCGGUGAGGCAUAGGGAUUUGAAGGAGAUUGUUGAGGCGGUUAAGGAGAAUUUUGAGAAGGCUGCGGUCGCCGGAGAUCAGUUAUCGGAUUUGCUCGAGAUCGGCAGGGAUCAACUUGAUCGGAGUUUCAAGCAAUUAAAGAAAACUGUGCACCACUCGAGUAGUUUACUGAGCAAACUGAACUCAAGGUGGACCUCAAAACCGCCAUUGGUGGUUAAGUACCGGUUUGAUACCGGUUCACUUGAUAAACCGGGCGGUCCGAUGAGUUUGUGCUCCACUUUGGACCGGCUUUUGGCAUGGGAGAAGAAGCUCUAUCUUGAAGUGAAGGCUAGAGAAGGUGUGAAGAUUGAGCAUGAGAAGAAGUUAUCAGCUUUGCAGAGCCAGGAAUCCAAGGGGGGUGAUGAAGCAAAGCUAGAUAAAACAAAGACUUCCAUAACAAGAUUACAGUCACUAAUUGUUGUCACGUCUCAGGCUGUGUCUACCACCUCAGCUGCCAUUGAUGGCCUUAGGGACUCUGAUCUUGUUCCUCAACUUGUUGAGCUCUGUCAUAGAAUCAUGUACAUGUGGAGAUCAAUGCACCAGCACCAUGAAACUCAAAGCAGCAUUGUGAAGCAAGUCCGUGGCCUAGUGAACCGAUCCUCCAAAAACCACUCAACAUCCGAAACGCACAAGCAGGCAACUCGGGAUCUUGAAUCAGCUGUGUCAUCUUGGCACUCCAGCUUCAAUUGCCUCAUAAAAUUUCAACGGGACUUCAUCCUUUCCCUCCAUAGCUGGUUUAAGCUGAACCUUAUUCCCAUCAACAACAACUACAUGGAACAUCAACCAUCUGAUCAAGCAUUUCGCUUCUUCGAUGAAUGGAAGCUUGCUCUUGACCAUGUCCCCGACACGGUUUGUUCUGAAGCCAUCAAAAGCUUCAUCAACGUCGUACACGUGAUCCAUGUCAAGCAAUGCGAAGAGCUCAAGAUUAGAAAGAGAACUGAGACCGCUUCUAAGGCCCUUGAGAAGAAAUCUUCGUCUCUGCGGGACAUAGAGAGGAAGUUUUACAGCUCGUAUUCCGCUGUAGGUGUUGUUGGCAUUCCUGACUCUGUGCCUGAUGAUGGACAAGUGUUGGACGCGCGAGACCCGCUCGCGGAGAAAAAGAUGGAGCUAGCAGGGUGCAAAAGGCAGGUUGAAGAUGAAAUGGUGAGGCACUCGAAGGCGGUUGAGGUGACAAGAGCUAUGACACUCAACAAUCUGCAGAUGGGGUUGCCUGUAGUGUUUCAGGCAUUGACAAGUUUUUCUUCCUUGUUCAUUGAGGCUCUUGAGUCGGUGUGUAAACAUUCAUAUGCAGUCAAGUAGGUAGAUUAAGAGUAUGUUCAGAUUUAUGUUUGGUAAAUCUGAAAGCACAUUUGCACAAUUGAAUAAGUGCAUUCUGUUGGGUGUAUGUGCAUUGAAAAUUGUGAUUCCAAUUAUGAGGGAUGUUGUUUAGAACUAAAACCAAACACACUAAUUUAUUUGCUGUGAUGUAGGUAGAUUUCUUGUU
This is a messenger RNA of Lotus japonicus, 2591 nucleotides long. Its product is annotated as nitrate regulatory gene2 protein-like. The transcript has 4 exons. The record is from RefSeq and is a predicted model, not a curated record. The coding region runs from base 164 to 2407 and encodes 747 amino acids. NCBI's taxonomy places the organism in Eukaryota, Viridiplantae, Streptophyta, Magnoliopsida, Fabales, Fabaceae.